This is a messenger RNA of Penicillium pulvis, 2256 nucleotides long. RefSeq names its product putative C6 transcription factor. Gene Ontology annotation, molecular function: DNA-binding transcription factor activity, RNA polymerase II-specific; zinc ion binding; DNA binding. The transcript is spliced from 7 exons. Bases 1 to 2256 code for a protein of 751 amino acids. The record is from RefSeq and is a predicted model, not a curated record. Gene Ontology annotation, biological process: regulation of DNA-templated transcription; DNA-templated transcription. NCBI's taxonomy places the organism in Eukaryota, Fungi, Ascomycota, Eurotiomycetes, Eurotiales, Aspergillaceae.
AUGGGGGUCGAGGGCUCAUCAAGUCAGAGCGAUGUGCCUCUGAAGACUAGUCUGCCACGAAAGAGCGCUUUCUCAUGUGAAGCGUGUCGCAAGCGCAAGGUCAAGUGUAACGGAUCUUCUCCGUCGUGUUCACGAUGCGCCGCCCGUGGGGAGGUCUGCGUCUACAGCUUGGCGCCGACCUUAUCUUACACCAAACAGCUUGAAACGAGGGUUACACAGUUGGAGGAGGCGUUGGCGAAGCUUCGGAAUCAGAGUGUCGAUGCGGACGCGAAGAAGGUGAGCUCGCCGGCUUCGGUGGCGGAAUCGAGCUCCAGCGCUGGCCGCAGGGUUAAGAUCGAGCAUGAUGAGACGGGCGAUCUUGCUAGAGAGUUCGAUGGGUUAAAUGUGGAAAAUGACGGUCGCAUCUCUUUUCAUGGACCGACCAGUCUGUUUCAGCUGCCCAGCGGGGCUGUAAGUGAGACGGCAUCGACUUUGCAUUUUGCGCAAGAGAUGGAAGCUCGCAAGGAACGCUUGGUCAAUAAUGCGUGGCGUGAGCGGGCGUUUGAGCAGAUGGCAACGAUGCCGGAACCAUUUCAAUACCUCAUCGACUCGCAUUGGUGCUGGAUCCAACCGUUGUUCAAUUUUGUCUAUCGCCCAGCAUUUACUCGUGAUAUGAAACUGAAUGGCCCUUAUUAUUCGGACGCCCUACUGAACGCGAUCCUAUCCCAUUCCGUACGAUGGUGCAAAGAAGAACCUCAGAUCGGUCCUCUUCUCGAUGCCUUCGAAGGUGGAGCACAAUUUUAUCAACGUGCACGACUCGGACUCUUCGAGACACUUCAGAUUGGCUACGCAGAGAUUCCCACCAUCCAAACACUCCUCCUUCUCAGUGCACAGGAAUGUGGCCGUGGAAAUCGAACACAAGCAUGGUUAUACAGUGGAAUGGCAUUCCGAUUGCUAGACGAUUUAGGAAUUUCCAUCGAUAGUCGCAAAUAUCCCGGAACAGCUCAGUUGUCGGAUGAGGAUAUUGAAAUCCGGAAUCGACUCUUUUGGAGCUGUUACUUCUGGGACAAGAUUGUAUCGCUGUAUUUCGGUCGGGCUCCAGUAAUGCAACAUUCGCGUGUUAGCCCCCCACGAAUGAUAUUGGACGACACUUCGGAGAUUGAAAUUUGGACACCUCAUGGCGUGACCUUCCCCGAUGGAGCACACUAUCCGCCGACGCAAGCGCAUUCCACCUCAUGCUUCAUGAGAAUGUGUGGACUCGCAGAAAUUUUGAACCAGAUCCUCGUCCAUAUCUAUGAUCCAAUGCGGCAAAGUACCGAGGCAGAAUUCUUUGAGUGUGUCCAAGAGCAAGCUAGAAAUCUCGGCGAGUGGUGGGACGAAUUACCAGACUACUUGAAGCUGGUGGCUACUGAUCUGCCCCCGUACUGCCCACCGAGUCACAUCAUGACAUUGAACUGCUUAUACCACACAAUCAAUAUUCUGCUCCACCGCCCAAUACUAUGUUCUCGCGCUCUGCUACAGACGCGCCAAGAACCAUACGACACAAGCCAUUUAGUUCAAUGCAUGGCUUCCGCAACGUCGAUUUUGUCUCUCUUCGAUCUAUACCGCAGAACAUUCGGAGACAGCCACGUCGUCCUCUCACUCUCCUACAGCAUUUACACUGCCGCUUCGAUUUUCCUUCUCGAGAUCCAGGCCUUGAAGUACGCCGCGCCAGGAACCCUCGACAAGCUCAAGUUCUGCAUCCUCGCUCUGGAGCGUGUCAAAGUCACCAACCCAGUCAUGGCAACCGCAUUAAGCCUUGUGUACCAAGAACUUCAAAAAUUGCAGAUCGAUAUCCACGCCCCACCGAAUCCCGAAAAGCCACACCAUCCACCACCCCAACCGCGACCCCACUCAACAACCCACAGCCAAUCUCCAUCCGUCAGCAGUAACCCCUCCCGUCACGUCUCCCCAAGCCACCCGCAGCACCAUCAACGCCAACAAAGUAGAGCAAUAGGUACACCCGGUACCCCAGCUCCGAACACAACCGCGCCAAUGAUGUCAAGCUACGCUUUCCAACAACCCGUCUCGGGCUUUGAUCUCUCACAGAUGGGUGAAAUGCCACAAAUGCCCUCCACACAUUUACUAGGAGGCAUGCCGAACGCAGUCAUGACUGUCGAUGACCCGCGAUCAUACGAAAUCACACCCGAAGUGUUCGAGGCAUUCUCGUAUGCGCAGCCCAUCACAACUAAUAUGACUUCUCCCUUUGAAACAAACUGGCAUAACCAAAGUCAGUGA